Meloidogyne enterolobii is the source of this 381-nucleotide messenger RNA. The record is from the annotation of a GenBank genome assembly. NCBI's taxonomy places the organism in Eukaryota, Metazoa, Nematoda, Chromadorea, Rhabditida, Meloidogynidae.
AUGGCUGUUGCCUUUGAUGAAUAUCCACAUAGUAGAAGAAUGGUUAGAAGAAAAGCAAAACUUAUUUGUCAACAAUAUGAACAACGUUGGAAAAGAAAAGAUUCUUUAAGUUCAUUUGAUAGUGCAGCAGAAUUUAAUAUUUCUUCUUCUAAUCAACAAAAUAAAGCAAACGAAUUAAUGGAUAAAAGAGAAGAUGAAGAAGCAGAUGAUGAUUGUUAUUAUUUUAUGGAACAUUCAUCUUCGAGUAUUGAGGCUAAACUUAAUGAAAUUCAGAGAAAUGUUAAUUUAAUAACUAAUGAAUUGGAAAUUGCUGAAAGGAAUUUUUUGGUUAGAAAAAAUAAUUAUUUUAUUUACAUUACUAGAAUAAGGGGUUAUAUUUAA